Molecule: messenger RNA, 7606 nt
Organism: Lemur catta (Ring-tailed lemur)
Lineage: Eukaryota; Metazoa; Chordata; Mammalia; Primates; Lemuridae
Gene: ATXN1L
Product: ataxin 1 like
Exons: 3
Coding region: 293-2362 (689 amino acids)
Biological process (GO): anatomical structure development; regulation of DNA-templated transcription
Cellular component (GO): nucleus
Molecular function (GO): protein binding; RNA binding
Source: RefSeq, a predicted model, not a curated record
GCUGGGGGGGCGCUGGGUGUGGGGCGGCUCCGGGGCCGGGGAUGGCGGCGGCCGCGGUUGCGGCGGCUCCGGGACGAGCGGGAGGAGCCCGGGAAGCGCUGUGAAAUGGGCCGGCUCCCAAGUCAGCCGGGAGGACACUUUCUACAGCUGCUCAGAAGCACCACUGGAAGCUCAGAUGUGGGUGCCCCAGCCAGCAGCAGAGAGGGGUGCAGGGAAGCCACAGAGAAGCCCCUUCUGAUGCCCCAAGGAGCAAGCCGACCCAUUCCAGGCUCCAGGAACACCACAAAGCAAUAUGAAACCUGUUCAUGAGAGGAGUCAGGAAUGCCUUCCACCAAAGAAACGAGACCUCCCCGUGACCAGCGAGGAUAUGGGGAGAACUACCGGCUGCUCCACUAACCACACACCCUCCAGUGAUGCUUCUGAAUGGUCCCGAGGGGUUGUGGUGGCCGGGCAGAGCCAGGCAGGAGCCAGAGUCAGCCUGGGGGGUGACGGAGCUGAGGCCAUCACCGGUCUCACGGUGGACCAGUAUGGCAUGCUGUAUAAGGUGGCUGUGCCACCUGCCACCUUCUCACCAACUGGCCUCCCAUCUGUGGUGAACAUGAGCCCCUUGCCCCCCACAUUUAAUGUAGCGUCUUCACUGAUUCAACACCCAGGAAUCCAUUAUCCCCCAAUCCACUAUGCUCAGCUCCCGUCCACCUCGCUGCAGUUUAUUGGGUCUCCUUACAGCCUUCCCUAUGCUGUGCCACCUAAUUUCCUACCGAGUCCCCUCCUUUCUCCUUCUGCCAACCUUGCCACAUCUCACCUUCCACACUUUGUGCCAUAUGCCUCCCUCCUGGCAGAAGGAGCCACUCCUCCCCCACAGGCUUCAUCCCCGGCCCACUCAUUUAACAAAGCCCCCUCAGCCACCUCCCCGCCUGGGCAGUUGCCGCAUCACUCGAGCACUCAGCCGCUGGACCUCGCUCCAGGCCGGAUGCCCAUUUAUUAUCAGAUGUCCAGGCUACCUGCUGGGUAUACUUUGCAUGAAACCCCUCCAGCAGGUUCCAGCCCAGUUCUUAUCCCUCAGGAGGGCCAGUCUGCUCUGGAAGCAGCUGCUGCCAAUGGAGGACAGAGACAACGAGAGCGAAAUAUAGUAAGACGGGAAAGCGAAGCCCUCGACUCCCCCAGCAGCAAGGGUGAAGGCCAGGGACUGGUGCCAGUUGUAGAAUGUGUGGUGGACGGACAGUUGUUUUCAGGUUCUCAGACUCCACGGGUAGAGGUGGCGGCACCGGCACACCGAGGGACCCCAGACAUUGACCUUGAGGUCCAGCGGGUGGUUGGCGCUUUAGCUUCUCAGGACUAUCGUGUGGUGGCAGCUCAGAGGAAGGAUGAACCCAGCCCCCUCAACCUAUCCCAUCAUACCCCUGACCAUCAGGGUGAGGGGCGAGGGUCAGCCAGGAACCCUGCAGAGCUGGCAGAAAAAAAUCAGGCCCGUGGGUUCUACCCUCAGUCCCAUCAGGAACCAGUGAAACAUAGACCUUUACCCAAAGCAGUGGUUGUAGCCAAUGGCAACCUGGUGCCCACUGGAACUGACCCAGGCCUGCUGCCCAUGGGCUCGGAGAUCCUGGUAGCAUCAAGUCUGGACAUGCAGGCCAGAGCCACCUUCCCAGACAAGGAGCCAUCGCCACCCCCCAUUACCUCCUCCCACCUGCCCUCCCAUUUCAUGAAAGGCGCCAUCAUCCAGCUGGCUACCGGGGAGCUGAAGCGGGUGGAGGACCUCCAGACCCAGGACUUUGUGCGCAGUGCCGAAGUGAGCGGGGGGCUGAAGAUUGACUCUAGCACGGUCGUGGACAUUCAGGAGAGCCAAUGGCCUGGAUUUGUCAUGCUGCAUUUCGUGGUUGGUGAGCAGCAGAGCAAAGUGAGCAUCGAGGUGCCCCCCGAGCACCCCUUCUUUGUGUAUGGCCAGGGUUGGUCCUCCUGCAGCCCUGGGCGGACUGCACAACUCUUCUCUCUGCCCUGCCAUCGGCUACAGGUGGGAGAUGUCUGCAUCUCUAUCAGUUUACAGAGCUUGAACAGUAACUCAGUUUCUCAGGCCAGCUGUGCUCCCCCAGGCCAGCUGGGUCCCCCCCGAGAAAGACCUGAGAGGACAGUCUUGGGACCCAGAGAGCUAUGUGACAGUGAGGGGAAGAGCCAACCGGCAGGAGAGGGCUCCCACGUGGUAGAGCCCUCCCAGCCUGAGCCCGGUGCUCAGGCCUGCUGGCCAGCCCUGAACUUCCAAAGAUACAGCAUGCAAGGGGAGGAGGCACGGGCUGCGCUGCUCCGUCCCUCUUUCAUUCCACAGGAGGUAAAGCUGUCCAUCGAAGGGCGUUCCAAUGCGGGAAAAUGAACCUCUUCCCCAGACCAAGACUGGGGCGUCACCCCAGAGCUGAGCCUCACCGUGAGCAGGCAGAGGAUUUGCACACGCCAAGCAGGGAAUGGCUCUCUUGGCAGUGAGAUUUGGGGGAACGGGAGGCAUGAAGUAAGCCUCCCAGGGCAGGAUCUGUUGCUCAUGACUCCGUGGCAUCCUUUUGGCACAGCCCCAGAGGGUGCUGUGUUGGGGAGCAGCAGGCCUGGGCCAGGGAAGGAAGGGGGUGCACACAGGAUAAGAAACAUUCCAAAAUCAGGGCCUCCCUGUUCUUUUCUCCCCAUCCCUAGCUCCUGCGAGGGGAAGUCCAGGCUUUUGGGAGCAGGUGGCAGAGGGAGGGAGUAUAGAAAGAGCCAAAAAUGAUGAUCCACAGCUUAUAGUAGCAGUUAAACUGUCAGAAGGUUUUUUUCUUUCUUUUUUUGUGUGGAAGGGCAGGAGGCCCCAAGGUUGGAAAUAAGAGGGUUCCCACCCAGAACCCUUCUUGUGAGAGAUGUGCACUUUAAAAGGGUGACUUUGUUACAGAUGUCUGUGGCUGGGUUUGUGGGAGGAGCACUCACCUAAGGACUCUGCUUGAUCCUCUGCGUCACAGCCCUUCCCCACCUCUCCUCACCAUUCCUGCUACAAGGCUUCGGCAGCUGGGGGCAGGAGAGAGAGAAGCCCCUCCAGGGUUCAGACUGAAGGACGGCCUUGCUGGGGACCCAGUCAGGGGACUCUGGGAGAAAGACCUGAUAGCCAGGCUGACUGAGUUCUAGGCAGGGCUCUGGGAAGGUAGCUGACCUCACAAAGCCCCUCCAACUCGGCAUGCCAGACCUGCUUUCAAAUUUCACUGAAUCUUUAGUUGGUAAUAGUCACUUUUGAAAGAACCAGUGGACCCUUUUCCCUAGGCACCCACACCCCGCCUUUGUCUGUCUAUGUUGUGCCUAAGUGCCUGCGCUGCCCCCACCUUCCUGCUGCCCUAACCUCCCUGCAUGGUGUCUUGACCUGGGCCUCAUUUGUAGCUGCACUGCCUUUCCUCUUCUGCAAAAUUGGUUUUGUCCACUCUGACCAAGAACUCAAGAGUUUUUUGGUAUGUAGCGGUCUCUCUGGUUUCCCCUUCAGCUGUAGUCUCUAUUUUUAAAAACUCAAUCAUGUCCCCUCCUCUUCCACUGCCAAACAGCUUGGUGGAGAAACAAGAAGGGAACCGUGCCCUGGGCCGGGGCACAUGCAUGUGGCUGGGCAGUGCCCAUCCUGGCAUUUUUACACAGCCUCUCCCAGCAUUCUGGCAUCUCUAAGCCGUCCCCUCCUACCACCUGCUCUAAGAGGACAGUCUUGAUAACAUUUCGAUACCUGAAGUGGAUUUCACCCUGUGGUGGUAUAUUCCUCUGCAAAGAGUAUUUUUAAUCUUAGUUGCAUUUGCCCCUCUAUGUCUCAAGCCUACGUUUUUUCUUCACAACUUUCAGCAUCAGCUCAGACUGUGGGGUUCCACUGGGUAUUGGGAAUUAGGCUCCGCCACCAGCUUUCAGGUGGGUGAGUGGGUUUUUUUGUUUUUUUGGGGGUCUUUAGACUCUUGAAGGCAACUCAGGGUAUUGUCCACCCAGCUCUCUGGUUAGGCUUCUCCCAGGGUACGAUCCUGGCAUUUCCUUUAUGGAUAUACUUGGACUGGCCGGGGCCCGGCCUGUCGUCAGGAGUCCAAACCUCUGAGGUCUGAUCUCUGCUCUGUCAAAGACUUGAGGCAAGUCUCGUGACCUCUUGCUCUUUCACUUCCUCCCCAGCUGCCAAAUGGGGAUAAAUAAUCUUAGCUACCUCCUGAGGGGAGGGGAAGUUCUGAGAAUGGAGUCAUUCUUAGUGUUCAGGUGCUAAAGGUUGUUCUCUUGGGGGGACAGAGUGACUGAAACUGGCUUGUUUGCUACAAGCCCUAUAAUCCAUGGUUUCAUUCCCUGGAAGCAAUUACCUGGUCACUCAGCUUUUCAGGGACGAGGGAGGGUGUCCAUCCAAAGGAAGCUGCUGACCUGACUGUAAGUACUUCAGUCUCCGGGUCAUGUCGGAACCAAACACCAACCUUGUACUGCAUUUGGGAUCAUGUCCUUUCCGUUCUCUGUCCCCCAUUAUCUCUGAAUGCUGCUUUCUCUGGCUUGUUUCCUACAGCGGGGGCCUGUGGGGUUGAGUCUUGAGGAAUCCCCUCAGAUGACAGCCUUGGGAGAAGGCGUCAUCUCUGGCUGUGUCAUGAACAACUCAUUCCUCGGGCUUAUUGUUUGCACGGGUUUCUCGCAAGCGUCCUUCCUCAUAGGAAGUCUCAUCAACUGAAUUUGGUGACAUGCACACAGUAGAUGCUCAAGAAGCAUCCACAAGGACACCAACUGAGCUUCCUCCUUAUGGGAGCAAAGCUGUAUCUAGUCAGAUACCAGCCAAGUAGUUUACAUCAAAUCACCCUCCACUUGGGCUAGUUGUGACUUUCCAGCCAGGUAACUCCUGCUGAAUCUCGGAAAGAGAGAUUCUUGAGGAACUUGGCAAGUUGGGCCCUGACCUUUCUGCUGCUGUUCUGUGUCUUGCUGGUAAAGCAGUACCAGCAGCUCCCAUGAUAUCGUGCCAUGCAUAUGUAACACGUUAAUACUUGAUUUUGCUGAGUUACAAAGGUAUCUUUCAUAAAGUAUGGUCCCCCAGGAAAAGAAGGCCUGUGCUUGAAAUCUUGGUCAGAGCUGUGGCAUUCCGCUUGCCUUUUCCCUCUGGUUCAGUCUUUUCUUCCAGGCAUGAGAAAUAAGAGUAACCUGUGGUGUGUCCAUUCUUCCUUAUAGGAAUUUCCUAAGUUUGCAAGAGACUUGAGAGUGGUUUUAAGAGAGUGAUCAUUUUAGUAGGGAAGUUGUCAGCUUUUUGGGAAUGGACGGCUGAUGAAGGCCAGAGCCAGUCCCUUGUCAGUUGUAGGACAUUCCCGGAGCUUCGGGCUACCAGUUUGGGAGAAGGGGAACCCAGUAAAGGAUGGUAACAACCUAAGUCUUGAGUCAUCAUUCCUUUCAAGAUUACAGUACAUGGGGGAGAGGGUGGCAUGGGGGAAUUGGCCCUGGGAGUUAAGAGCUGAGUGUUUGUACCCAAGGGGAGGGGCCCCAGUAGAUCUGGACUGACCCUUCCAUACUCUUGGUCCCAGUUGGUCAUAACACCAAGGACUUUACUCUGUGCUGCUUUGCCACUGCUGCUGUCUGCUCAGUGUCCUGCCCGCUAUCCUCUGGAGCUCCCAGUCCUUUCAUGUCUUUGGCCAUGUAGAUUCAGUCCAGGCAUCGUGCUCUUUCUCACCUGUGUUGUACCAGUGUUAUUUUAUGGCAAAGUCAUAUUGAGUAGGGACGGUAUGAAAUGCUGCUGGUGGGCUGGCAAAUCCAAAGGGAUAUGGCUUCAGUGCUGUCAGGAGCCCUUUGGCUCCAGAUGUCUGACUGUCUCGAGGGAGAAACAAGUAGGUCCUAUUAGUGGGUGUUCUCUGCGGUAUUAACUUCUUUCCUUUAUGGUAUCUUGUAUCCUGUUUUAAAAACUGAGUGAGGGGGAACCACAUUAGGGCCUGUGCCACAUCCCAGCAAGGUUCAUCUAGUUCCAGUUACGUGGACUCUGGGGUUGGGAGAGGGUUUGGAGUUUGGCUGAAAUAGCUGCUCAAGUGGGGUUUAAUUUUAUUUUUACCAGUGGGUGUCAUAGGUGAUUUAGGGGGAAGCAAAGGAUGGUAGUGUGAUUUAAACCUGCAGUAGCAGGAAUAUGGAAGAGUUGAGUGUUCACACUGGAGAUGAAGGUGGACAUGGGUUGACUAGGAAAGGGCCUGGGCCCACUGGAGUAAAGAUAACCUGAUGGAUUGGCCAUGGGAGAUUUGGUCACAGUCUUAUAAACAAAGUAAAUAGGACAGAGGCCAAGUUUUAGGGAGACAUCUUGGCCUCCUAGGGCUAAGUUUACUAAACCACACUGAAGCUACAGUACCUUUCAGAUGGGAAGAAGCGUACACUACAGUUGAAGAGCUGAACCUUACUAGAUUGGAUGUUGAUCAGUAACCUAUUAGCCCUUGGCUGGGAAGCCUUCACCCUCCAGCUUCUCUGGGGUAGGGAAGGUCUCCCACAUUAUGCAAUAAUAAAAUAAGCAUCUGGGUCUUAGCAGCUGUCAGUUGCUCUUUCAACUCUAGGAUCCAUCUUGGGACCAAAAGGCUGGUCUGGGCCUAGGAUGACCCUGGCCCUUGAGAUGCUGGAGUUGGCUGCACUCUCUCCUUACCUGCAGACUAUGCACAGUGCCUGGGGCGGAUGGAGGAGAGGCGUAGCGGUUUGCCCUGCUGCCUCCCCAGCAGGAACAGUAGUCAUAAAUGCACUUUUCACACUAAAGUUUUCUUUAUUAGUUCUCCUGUUAAGCCUAGAUCCCUCCCUGGUAGAUUGCAAACUCACGUCUGUGUGAUCCCAAAGCCACUCCACUGCAGAUGCCCGCAGUGAAGAUGGCCUCAAAUUGGGUUCCUGUCUGCAGUGUGUGUGGCAGCAGCCCAUGUGCCUUUACCCAUUGUCAAACUUGCAAGCAUUUAUUUCUGUCUUUAGGACUGUCACGGGGACUGAGGUUCUUCAGAGAGAGAGAGAGCUGAUGACACAGUGGUUUUACACCCACUCCCUUGGACAGGGAGUUUGCACGUAUUUGUGAGCUGUGAGUGGUUAGCACGUUGCUGGUAUUGCUGAAGGCAGGGUUGAUCCCUCACUUGCUUGAUACUUGCAUUCAAGAGAAUCUAGAUUGUGUUGGGGAAGAGACUGUACUCAUGGCUAAGGUGAAGUCCCCAACAACCUUCCUAGUCACACAGGAUCCCUGUAGCCAAAACAGUAUAUGUUCCAGCUGCAGAGAGCAGACUGCUCUCAGCUUGCACAGCACCUUAGGAGAGGGAAGAAUAUAUGGAUAGGGAAUGGGGUGGAGAAAGAAGGAUGGGAAUGUUGUCAUCCGGGCGGCUUUAGGGUCCUACAGAGUGGAGAAGGAUGGCACUGGGGAGGUCUGGAUGGAUCUGAUUUGUGUAGGAGUUCCCUGUAGAUAAAUUACUGAUCCCCCAACUACUAUCCCCAGUAUGUAAUGGCUGAAUUAAUAUGUAAUCAACUGCAUUGUAUCUAAAGCCUUAGAACUAGUCAGGUGCUCCCCCACCCAACACCAUUUCUUACCCUCUAAUCCUACCUGAUCUUUAACAAAGCAUUAAUAAUUCUAAGGAUAAUCUCUAUUUUGUUGUGCUUUUUUGUAACUGUUUUAAAUAAAUCAAUUUGUACUGUA